Trichoplax adhaerens is the source of this 951-nucleotide messenger RNA. RefSeq lists its product as uncharacterized. The record is from RefSeq and is a predicted model, not a curated record. The coding region runs from base 1 to 951 and encodes 316 amino acids. Lineage: Eukaryota; Metazoa; Placozoa; Uniplacotomia; Trichoplacea; Trichoplacidae. Gene Ontology annotation, molecular function: ATP hydrolysis activity; ATP binding. The transcript has a single exon.
AUGAGUGGUAUCCUUUUUGGUGGAUUAAAUAUUUGUAUUAAGAUGGUGCUAGAUUCAACAGUGUGCUUGUCGCAUGAAUGUUGUACGGAUCGUGCUCGAUAUCACUAUUUAACAAAUACCAUGAUAGAAUCUCUACGGCGUGACAUUUUUGGUCAAGAAUUAGCCGUACAAACUAUGGGUAACAUCUUCAAACGCUAUCAGAUGAGUCAGAAUAGCUUCAAAAAUAAUAAAAUCUUUCUAUUUCACGGCGAUAUUGGUACUGGUAAAAGUUACGCUGCAUCGCUUUUAGCCCAUCAUUUAUUUCCACUAGGUAUUCAUAGUAGACUGGUUAUGAAUUUCGAUCUAGUAAACAUACUAGACGAUAAAAAUAACGACAUAUUUCAAGCCAAUCAAUGGUUAACAAAUCAAAUUCUGAAAUUGAGUCGGCUCUGCUACGCUGGUGUAAUUAUUCUUGAACGAUGGGAUGAAGUUAAUCUUUGUCAGUUUAAUGUAAUCGAUUCAAUUGUUGGAAAUCGAAUAGGCGAUCCCAAUCAAAUGAAAUUUCGGCGUAUGACAUUUAUAUUUAUUUCUACCAUGGGCAGUGCAGAAAUCAACAACGCUACCAUUGCUGCCUAUAGCAACAAUCUACUUCGGGGCGAUUUUCAAGAUCGACAAAUUUAUCAUCAAAUUGCUGCAUUGAUAACAGAUAAAGUUCCACAAUUUGCUAGUAUUGAUAGCUUAAUUAACAUUAUUGUGCCUUUUCUACCCUUGCAAAGAAUUCAUAUCAAGCAGUGCGCAUUACAUGCAAUAUCAACAACUACUGAAGUACUCGUAAAUCAAGAUAGGAAAGCUCAACUAGCUGAACAUAUUGCUAAUUCUGUAUCAUAUCAUACUAUAAGUAAAUUCCAGUUUGCAAAAUGGGGAUGUAAAAGAGUUUAUGAUAUCUUGAAUGCUGCAUUAUCGGUAGAGUAG